Molecule: messenger RNA, 1086 nt
Organism: Beta vulgaris subsp. vulgaris (sugar beet)
Lineage: Eukaryota; Viridiplantae; Streptophyta; Magnoliopsida; Caryophyllales; Amaranthaceae
Exons: 3
Coding region: 1-1086 (361 amino acids)
Source: RefSeq, a predicted model, not a curated record
AUGUCAAAAAGAAGGAGUUCAAGGUUGGUCGAAAAGGAGGUUGAAGAAUCUCCUGAAAUUGAAACGAAGCAAGCAAAGGAAGUGGUUGAUCCGAUUGUAGAGGAAGAGGAUGAAGAAGAGGAAGAAGUUUCUCUGAUACGGAGGUCUUCAAAGAAGCCAGCAACUGCAAAAUCCACCACUACAAAAUCAACAACACCAAAAAUCACCACAAAAUCUACCACCACAAAAGCGUCUAAGCCAGAGGAGUCGGAAAAGUUGGAGGAGUCAGAAUCUGACAAGGAGUCGGAGCCGGUGGAUAUGUCUGAACCGGAGAAUCAGGAGAUGGAGGAAGAAGAAGUUGAGAAGGAGGAGGUUGUAAUCGUUGAAAAGGCAAAGAAGGUUGUUGCCCAGAAACCGUCAUCCAAAGCGGUUAAGUCUGUUGUGAAACCGAUUUCCAAACCCAUUCCUACUAAACCAUCAAUCAAAACCACCAAGACCAAAACUUCUCCCCCUACAAUUGCACCCCAACCAGUGGAUAAAUCAAAGAAGAAAGCAGAUGCUGAUGUUGAGGCGGAAGUUCCUAAAAAGGAGACGGUUAAGGCUGGUGCUAGCAAGGGCCCUAGGAUAAAGACGAUUGCUAGGACGGGUGCUGAAUCUUCAAAAGGCAAGGAGAUCAUGGAGCAGGAACCAGAAUCAGGCCAGUUCCCUGCUGACAAAAAGAGGAAGGUGUAUGUUACUGCUGUUGCUGCUGUUGAGGGUUCUAAACCCAAGAAAAAACUUGAUGUCUUUAUGCCUUUCGUUGAGGAAUUUUAUGAACACCUGCAUACUAAUGACGAUGGAUCCUACUUUACUUUUGUUAAGGGCACUCCCAUUCAUUUAUCUGAGAAGAGCCUGGCUGAAAUUCUCAAAGUCCCAUACAAGGGACUGGAUGAGUACUCAAGGGAGAACUGGCCCACAGUUAAAGGCCUCACAGCAGAACAGAUCCAGACCAGGUUGUUCACUGGUCCUCCUGACCCUAAGCAGGGGUAUACCAUUAGCCAUCUAAGGGAGCCAAUCAUGGGGAUCUUUCAUACUAUAGCCUCAAAGAUUGUGAUUCCCAGAGCAUAA